AUGAGGAAUGGCUUGCUGAAUCUUGCCGCGGAUGAACAUCAGUACCCAUGCUGGGGCGUCUACGCCCUCACCCCCGGAAAUGUCAAGUACAUGCGCUGCCCGCACAUCCAGGACCCGUCCAAGUAUCGCAACAACCACAACCUGCAACAGGCUGUCGUUGAUUUCGUCGUUGGCAAACGCGGUGUUACGCACAGAGUCAUUCGGAACUUGAUGGCCAGUAUUGAGCUCACAGGCGUCAACAACAUACCUGAAAUCCGCAUGCCCAGCUUCCCUUCCAGCAUUGGUCCCACUCCAGCACAAUUGCGUGGAGCACAAGCUAGCCAUCCGCCAGGGCCAACUCCACGCGAAGCUUCCAACAUGCCUUUACCAGGACCUCCUCCAGUUACAGUUGCGCCUCUAGCUCAAGGCCCAGAAUCCAACACCGCUGAAGCCUCUGCGGGCACCAAGACCUGGAAAAACUUCUGGGAAGUCAUUGGCAAUGACGACAAAGCAAAGUCCGACCAUGCACAGAAGAAUCCUCCGACAAGAACUCCUCACAUGUCUGAGAAACGGAAGUACAACGGCAUAACCACAGAGCAAGUCCACGAAAGUGUGCCUCUUCGCCAUCAGCCUAGUGUCUACUCAGAAACAUCCUCCGCGCCCCCGGCCGCCACAGCAGCACCGUCUGACAAUGCUACCCAGCAAUCCGGUGGUAUCCCAGAAACGUCUUCUCCAUCUCCGGCCGCCGCAGCACCCUCAGAUGAUGAUACCCAGCAGUCUGGUGGCAUCCCAGUACCAACCUCCGCACCCCCGGCCACAGUAGCACCAUCCGAAGGUGUUAUUGAGACCCCGGAUGAGGCAUUUUUUGCAUAA
Messenger RNA from Parastagonospora nodorum SN15, 852 nucleotides. RefSeq lists its product as hypothetical. The record is from RefSeq and is a predicted model, not a curated record. The transcript has a single exon. Lineage: Eukaryota; Fungi; Ascomycota; Dothideomycetes; Pleosporales; Phaeosphaeriaceae. Bases 1 to 852 code for a protein of 283 amino acids.